Messenger RNA from Saccostrea echinata, 2792 nucleotides. RefSeq lists its product as uncharacterized. NCBI's taxonomy places the organism in Eukaryota, Metazoa, Mollusca, Bivalvia, Ostreida, Ostreidae. The transcript is spliced from 13 exons. The record is from RefSeq and is a predicted model, not a curated record. The coding region runs from base 29 to 2359 and encodes 776 amino acids.
AAAAAAUUAUAUAUGUGAUUUAAUUGAAAUGGAUACCUUUUAUACAGAGCUUUUGAUCCUUAUGCAUUGUUGUCUUGUACAAAGUGACAUAGCCUACAAAUCUUUAUUUUAUCGGAUGCCAAAACUAAGGAUGGCUGCACUUCCAAUCACAACUUUAAACAAUGUCAGUGUUGAGGCAUGCGCGAGAUCAUGCGUCCAAGAGAGUACCUUCGACUGCCAAUCGUUUGAUAUGGACAAUAAGCUUCAAUCGUGUAGAUUACAUAAUAACACUCACGAGAGCGAUGAUAUGUCUCUCAUUGUGUCAAAAAACACAGAUCACUAUAGAACAUACUUCGAGGGAUUAUUCAACCGUCUUCCAAAUCACAUAUUGACCUUUGACCAUAAGCGUCAGAUAUCCGAAAUCAGCGUGGAACAGUGUGCCAGAAGGUGUGUCCUUGAGGCGACCUUCAGAUGUCUAGGGUUUGACUACGAGGUUAAACUUAAGAAUUGUUGGUUGACAGACAUCCUGCCGCCUGCUUCCCGUGGACUAAUUCCACAAGUCAACACGGACUACUAUGAGCGACAGUCUAAUGGUCCUCUUGAAUACUUUAUAAACUUUGGAUAUGGUAGCUUGCAGCAAUUAGAGGGAGAACAGAUAUAUCACAAAACUGUGAUGGGUGUCUCUCUUGUCGCUUGUGCACAUCUUUGUCUCGCAGAAAACUCAUUCAAAUGCACAAGUUUUGAUUACGUUUUUGACGACAAAUCUUGUUACUUGAGCAUGUACAUCGCAGCCAAUGUCUACGGAUUGGUGACAUCACGAUCAGACGACAAAAAUGUUGUACAUUACGAGUUCAAAGACGAUUAUCUCCGACGCUUUUACCCCACUCCAUACUCUGCAAUACUGGGACACAACGAGAAAACUGUCUCUGGAAUCACACCUAGUGCAUGUGCCCGAAAAUGUUUGGAGGAAAACAUUUUUAUCUGCAGAUCUUUCGAUUAUCAGGUUCAAGAGGGAACAUGUUUACUAAGCACCAAAACCGGAAGUGAUGUGGGUGGCUUAAUUUCACAGGGAAUAUCCCAAGUGCACCAUUUUGAAAUGAAACCAUAUUUAGAUUGCGGCGGACACUUGAAAACUAAUUCUGGGUAUUUAGCCUCUCCUAAUUGGCCAAGGAAUUAUGAACAUAAUCUUAAUUGUUCAUGGACAAUUACGGUUCCCAAGUUUAAGAUUAUUAAAAUUUCAUUUACACAUCUGAAACUUUUUAAAGAAUCUCUAAAAAGUUGCACUCAAAACUCGGAUAGACUUCUUAUUGUGGAUAAACAACAAGUGACUUGCUUAGAAAAUAAUGUUCGGGAAUUCAUAAGCCAAUCAAAUGUCAUUAUCAUUUCAUUCAUAACCAAUGAUAAAGGAGAUGCACCUGGAUUUAGACUGCAGUACAAAACAGACUGGGCUUGUGGAGGACACUUUACAGACCCGUAUGGAGAAAUAUCCUCCCCUGGCUGGCCCAUGGGGUAUCUACCGUCACAGAAUUGUACGUGGGAAAUUGAAGCGCCGCCUAGUGUCCGAAUUUAUCUAUCAUUCGUGAAAGUGGAUUUAGAGGAACAUAUCAAAAGAUCAUGCCAUUCCUCUUAUGACGUCAUUGAAAUAUCCGAAGAAUCUGUAAAUUCUUCUACUUUCUUGUGUGGGAAAUAUGAUCAUUUCACUUACAAUUCUACAGGAAAUAUACUGUACAUACAGUUUAUAUCCGACAGCAGAGUAGAAAAAUCUGGGUUUCACGCAUUCUAUACAUUCGUAUACAACAAACUGUUAAGUAAAUCUAAUUCUACCCCAACAGAAAUCUACGAUUAUAAUUUUACGUAUAAAUUAGAAUUACUAGCGACUGAUAGACCAGAAAAUGGUAAUUAUUCAAGUAAUGAAAUUUCUGAGGGAAGCCCUGGUGUCCACUAUAUUGAUUUUCACCUGCAACCAACAGCAGAAACGCCAAUAGGAAAAUCAAAUUUUACAUUACAGACAGAACGACUUCCGGAAAUAUUUAGAAUAGAGAAGGAUUUACAUUUGGUGAUUGUAAUCCUAGCUAUUGCUUUCUCUUUGGUGCUGGCAGUUCUGUUAAGUGUGAUAUAUCUCACCUGUAGAUAUUUCAGAAGGUUGCAUCAAAAGGAAAGUCAACAAAAAGGCCCACUAUAUCUCUUCAAUGACGAUGACAGUUCAAUUUAUGAAAAAGACAAUAUAAUGAACGGAGAGACAGAAAAGGGGCGAGAGAGAGAUUCGGAGAAUCAACCAAGUCUCGCAGACGUCUCUUUUAUUAAUCCCACAUAUGACGGAAGCAGCCGACAAUUGCUACUCCCAAGUUGCACCAGCAUACCGUCUGCAGUAAAUAGUUGAGCGGGAAUUGUUUGGAUUUUAUCAGACUGUGGAAGAAUUUGUCGAUUAAUUCAAAAUACCGAUGGGAAAUCUUCCAGAAUCCUGCCAAAAUAAAGACAGACGCACACAGAAUUUAUGGUUGCGAGUUGUUUAGUGUCCACUGCGGAGAGUCAUUAAGACCAGACAUUGACAUUGUUGACCGGUUUGACGUCACCAACAACAAAGAGUCUCCAACUUUUACCAUAUCGAUGAUAUCUCAGGAACUUUAGCAGUAAAAUAUAUUUUUUAAUGAGAAAGUUGUGAAACUGCUGUUUUAGCAUAUCGACCAAAUCUUUAUAAUUAUAAAUACUAGAACGAAUUUGUUUUUGUAAUGCUUCAUGACAGCAUAAAAUCCGUUAGACUACUGCACAUGUAGGUAUAUAAAGUUAUAUCUGAUUAAUUGUUUUAGCUCCAA